Messenger RNA from Cryptotermes secundus, 8402 nucleotides. RefSeq names its product transforming growth factor beta receptor type 3. The coding region runs from base 484 to 3258 and encodes 924 amino acids. NCBI's taxonomy places the organism in Eukaryota, Metazoa, Arthropoda, Insecta, Blattodea, Kalotermitidae. The transcript has 15 exons. The record is from RefSeq and is a predicted model, not a curated record.
AUAGUCAGUGAAUGAAACAGAUUGCAGUUUAAACACUGCAAUUUUAUUAUUAUACUUGAAAAUAAACAUUCUUCUGUCAAAUGUUAUACGGAUGAUUUGCUCCUCUAGCGGCGAAAUUGAAAGACCACAAAAAGAAACUCCAAAAUUCCGCCCAGGGCGCUUUCACAGCCGUAAAACAAGGGUCAAUGGAAUGGAUAACAACAGGAACUGGUUGCGUCAUAAUGCCUAAACUUGGAGUUGUAAAUGUGUUAUUGAUGUGUGGCGAAGGCUAGGAAUGGUGAUCUGUGGCUAGGAAGGUAUAUGUACGCAGUUGUACUCGAAUUCUAAUAUUUACAGUUGUUUGAAGAAUGGAUGUAGUUGUGUACUGCAAGAAGCAGUUGAGCUGUAUCUAUUUAGAAACUACUUGUGUCCUGCACCCAAGAAAACACUCUAUUGUAAGUUUGAAGAGCCUGCCAUGUGAACUAAACGUUACUGGGUUGUGAGAUGUGUGGAGGAUUGCUAAUCCCUGCAGCUAUGCAACCUACAAUACUUUCUUCUUGUCUUUUCUUUAUGUUGACCAUUUUACUGGGUUGCAAGUCAAGCACAGCAGAGAGUUCAGGUAAUCCUGAGCUGUGUAUUGUAAGUUCUUUAGUCACACCUUAUUUUGUUCCUCUGUUGGAUACCCCUCGCAAAACACGAGGUUGUUCCACUUCUUACAAAUCUGCAGCUGCUCAAACUCACUCAAAGUCACAUAGUCACCAUGUGGAAAACAAAGAGAUUCAUGUCAUGGCCCAGAAUGUUCAUCACAUGCAGGAAGUACAUGUUAUUAUGCUGCACAGUGUAACUAGCAGUUUCCUUAUUAGCCACCGUUUGAAGUCUCAGACACCAUCGCCAGUCAAACUCAGUGUGAACUUCAGUCAGGAUGGAGAAGUCAAUGAAUCAAAUGCUGAUGUACUUGGGCGUUUGAUUCUGGUAUUGAAUUCAGAUCAUCCUGUGGCUUGGGAACUGGUAGCAAACUAUAACAACAAAGAAGAUACCAGUGACGAUUCCUAUUCUUCACCUCAGCCUCUGAUUUUAGUAUCUGAGGGUUCUACUGUUGAAGGCAAUUUCAAAUUCAACUUUUCGCACAAAAGAUGGCCUAACAAGAAGGCUCUGCAGCGAUAUGUGAGGAGGGAGUACCCAUUAUUAGCAUCAUACACUGAGGUGAAGGGUGCAAAUCAUUUGGAAUUGAAGGUUGGCUCCAUCUUGAGCUUGAGUCAAAACCCAAGUCUUGGAACUGAAUGUAAUAUAGACUCUUUGACAGAGAGUAGAGUUUUGACUGCCUAUUCAACUGUACAACUUAAAACUGAAGGUUGUUUCCAUGAAGAUUAUAUUGGAGAUAACCAAGUUGAUGUGUAUGUGGUGGAAUUAGAUGCGGGUGCCAAAGGAAAUAGACCAAAUCGAGGUCCACUUCCUGUACUGAUUCAGUUACAAGGAGAAGGCAUGCGUCCUGUACCGCGUAAUGUUACACUUAUCCUUAAAUCUCACCAACCAAUCAGAUGGCAGUUUGGAGCAAAUGGUAUAAAUGGAAACAUUAUAGUAGUUAGUGAUCAUGAAGACCUAGUUGAGAAUUCUGCUGUUGGAGGACACCAGAACUUGGAAGUGCGUUCAAAACCUUUACCAGAUAAUCUUCCAGAACUUCUUCUGUCUGUAACAACAGAAUUUGCUCCACCUAUACUGUAUGCUAAAACAGGCAGAGCAUCCACACUUAGAUUGCUGGUGGGAUCAACACGAAAUAAGGCUGGGUUAAGAAGUGGACCAGAGAUGCAUAACAUUACCAAAAUGAAAGCAAGCGAAGGAACUAUAGCCAAGCAAGGGACAUGGAAUGAGUAUGAGAAAGAGGAAGAACUGAAGGCAAAUACUGGUAAUCAUGAACUGAUGCAACAGCAGCCCAAUUAUCCAGGAGCAACACUUGUCAGUGGCUUCACAGCACAGGAGCCACAACCAAGUGCCCUGGUUCGCCUGGCAGCAGCUAUGACAGUAGAAUGUGGAAAGAGUCGCAUCGUUGCUAGCUUUCCUGCCAGUCUCAUUCAUGAGCUCGGUGUGACACAUCUGACUCUGAAUGAUGCAAGCUGUGUAUCACAGUCAAAUGGAACUCACAUUCUUCUGUCUAGUCUGAUAACAUCUUGUGGCAGCACUGGUGAUAGUGAUGGCAGGGUUGUCUCCACUACAAAUUUUAUUCAUGUGACAUUUGGUCCAGAGGAUGAGAGUGAUGAUGAAGACUUUGAAGAAUCAUCUGGCUGGUAUGGAGAGGGUUCAUUGGCAUUGGGAAAAAUUCCCAUCAUAUGCAAGGACCGUCCACACUUUCCUGUAUCCAAAUCAGGACUGGGGAAUGCUGAAGAUCCAUUGAUAGGCUCAGAGGAUAUUUUGAAUACUGGAUCCAGCAGUAAGAUGACCUUGUACCAUAUGGAACUGUACAGGGAUAAGGAACACACCGAGGCUCUUGACUUCUCUUCACCAGACCCAAGUGUCAGGGAGGCAGAAUUUGACGAGACCCUUUAUGUGAGGGCUUGGAUUGAUGGGGUGGUUCCAGUACAAGUUGUGACAGAAAAUUGCUGGAUCUCCAACUCAUCUAAUCCAAGGGAAAGUUCUCGUGUGAUCCUGUUGCGGAACACUUGCCCAGUUGAUUUGUCUGUGGAGAUUCAGGCGCAGAUUGAUGCUGCAAAUAAUUCUCAAAAUCACUACGCUUCUCAUGGCAGCUUCAGUUUUCAAGUGAACAAGGAGUAUGGAAAUCUGGGUCAGUUUUUUGUUCAUUGCCGCCUUGGUUUGUGUACAUCUGAUCCGGCUCAUAUCAGAGGGAAUCUUAUAAGGUGUGUGGAUCCCAAAAAGUACUGUUCACGUCAGAGUUUGCGUCCAUAUCUAGACAAGACUGUUUCCACAGCCCAGCAGUUGGCAAGUAAGGGUCCACUUCGACCAGUGCCUAGGAGGAGGAGAGUUCCUAGCUUGCAGGUUGCAUUAAAUACUGAGUCACCAGCAGAAGGUCAACCAAAAGUUGCUUAUGUUGGAGUGUCAACAGAGGUAACAGUUGGAAUUGCUUUAGCUUCAUUUGCCAUUGGUGUUGGACUCACAGGAGCUUUGUGGUAUAUCCACAUGAAAACAGAUCCAUUUCGGAGACAAACGGAUAAGCAGUUGCCAGAAGCAAGGACUGGAGUUGGUACAAGUGUUGUGACUGGAUGCAAUCUGUCGCCACAUAGUGGCUGCUCUUCCACCAACUCAGAAGCAGCCAUGACAGCAACCUGACCCCAAGACAAAGUCUGCUAGCAAACAUCUGCAGUCUGCUAGUACAUGAUGAAAGGACACCUCUAGUUUUAGUACAAUCAUUUUUGAAACAGUGUAGGUGUGAGAAGGGUAUAAAAUUAAUUCAAAAUUGUAGGGUAUGACUAAGUGAAAGUUGCUGAGUGAUCAAAAUAAGGAUAGUAUUCUAUGAUUUAGGAAUGAUCAGCAGUCUUGCUAAUUCUUUACUUGAGGCCCAUAUUACUACAAGCAUUGUGGCACCUGUUCUUUUUUGUAAGCCAUCACCUGAGUGCAGCAGUCUCAUAGUUCGCUAUUGUGACAUGAACAGACAUGUACAUAAAGGUGUCUCAUUUCAUUGCCAACAUGCUUUUUACCCAUGUUCUGUCAUGUUCUAUAACAUCAAUUUGAAAUAAUGAUUUAUAGUCAAAAAUGAAAUUAACUACAGCUGUACAAUGUUUGGAACUUUGAAUCAGGAAGUUGAAUUACCUCAGUUGCCCCCUCAUGUUUGCUCAAUCCAGCCAUUUUUCUACUACCAUGACGAAGUUGUGAAAACUGAAGUUGUAGUUUUUCACGGUUUGGUGGCAUGGUGGAGCUGUUAUGUUGCAGUUGGUCAUCCAUGAAUGGGAACUACAAACCUGUUUUGGGGGAGAGUAAUAGUGAACAUGAUUUUGCUAAUGCAUCUCAGCUAGAAGUCAGGAAUAAUUGAUUAGCAUAGUGAAGAUUCAGUUUUAUGACAUAUGAGAGAGAUCACUUUGUAUAGAAGUCUGUGUGUUUGAUACUGAUCAGUAAUGUAAUGUUAAAAUGACUUAUUACUUUUUAUUCCCAUGCUUGGUGCUAAGAAUAGACUAUUCACAAACAGGAAAAAACUUUAAAAUGGUAAAAAUUUUCAUAAUUAAACUUUCUAAAAUAAAAGUACAUAACAUUGUCAUGUUGUGGAAUGAUUAGAUACAUACAGGAAUUUGUUUAUUUAGUGUGAAGUAACAGGAAUGUUUGGAAAUUGCCGUUGUCAGUUGGGGUUCAAAGAUAUAUCACGUGUUCUUAAUGCAGUCACUGUGAGUUCGCUAGGUGGUACAGUGAGUGUGGGCUGGAAGCAGUCUUGUAGAUGAACAGUUGUUCACUGGACUACAAGAUACUUAUAAUUAGUGAAUGCUACCAAGACUGUAUAGUCAGCCAUCUGUUAAUUUUUUAGCCAUUACCUACAUUAGAAAUCCAAGUGGAAGAUGGGUGAGUGGCAGUGAGUAGCUGACAUACUCAUUGGCAGCGUAUGGGGGGAGGUCAUGGAGAAGCUGACAAGUGACUUCAGGUGAACAAAGCAAGGGUGAAAACUAACUUGUUCCAGCCAGUAUUGUUACUCUUGUCAGUGAUUAAAUCUGCUGUGGUAUUUGUCUGCAUGUGGCAGUGGACAUUUGUUCUGAUAACUGCUGGGGGUUUCUUAUUUGAAUUUACUGAAAUUACUCCACAAGGUUGUCUUAUUAUUCAUUUGCUAUACAGUUGUUAGUGCGGGAUAAAAGUAGUUGUGUGAAGUUUAUUGUGUUAAGACAAGUGCAGGAUCAGCAUGAAUUUCUAUACCAGGUGAUCUCUCUGACAUCUGUUCCAAACAUGACAUGCCAAGUUAAUUUAUAUGCACCAUAUUUAUUUAGUUACUGAGUAGGAGGCUCUUGAUUGUGCAGAGGAAUCCCCUUAAUGUUUGAGGACCACAUUAUGUAUAUUGUUAGUCUUUAAUGACUAGAAUCUGAGCUUGGAUUGAUAAUUUGAUUUAUUGAACUCUUAUAACUCACAGCUACAAGCAAUUGUAUGGCUAUCAAUAGUUCACGCUCUCCACUUCUCACUUCAGCACACACUGCAUCUUCUAUGUCUUAUCUAUCUGUUGCUAUGUAAUGGAUCCCAACGAUGUCCUCACAUUCUCAACUGAAUGAGUUUAAUUCAUUCUUGGGGCAGACCCAAUAGAAAACAACUUUUCCAAGAAUUCUCUAGUGUGGCGCCACAUGCUUGUUGCCACGGAAACAUGUUUAUUGACCUUUCCUUAGCAAGGGCCUUCUCUUCUGGCUCCACUUUUCUGGUCUUUCUGCUGCCAUUUCAAAGUAUUUCUCCAGCAUUUUUGAAGUGGAAUAUUUGCAAUUAUACUUGUACCAAAUCAGUUUCAAAAAUGCAUGUUCGAGUCUUUCUGUGUGUCUUGUAAUAUGGCUUUAAUUUUACUCCAUUAGAUGACUACUUUCCAUAGCUCAUAAGCAUAUUAUUUGAAACUGGACACUUCAUUUUCCUUUCUUUUUCUCAUGCUUCCUUCCUUCCCUCCCUCCCUCCACAAAAGCCAUUAUGUUGAUUAGAUAGGUGUAUUGGAACUUCCAUAUGAAUGACAUGAAAUGCAGUUGGAAUUUGCUGAUGGAUUAUAUGAAUUUCAAAUUUAAUUUAUAGAAAUGUUCACAGUGGUCACGUGUCUUCAAAUAUUUUCCAUUGUCAGCUCUGUCUCUGUGAGAAAUGCUGAAUGCAGAUCUGUAUUUCUAGGCUUUAGUGCAGACAGAUCUGCUGUAUAGGGCAUAGAGAAACUAGAGAGGUAGGAGAGAAGAGAAUGAGCAAAAAAUGAAAAAGCAUUAAGAAAAAUGGUCAGGUGAGAUAAGAUGUGGAUACAGAAAAAAUGCAAACUAAUUUAGAUGAAAGUACUAAAUCAGGCAAAAAAUUAAACUAUAGAAUAUUAUAGAGGAGGAGAAAUAGGAUGGAAGAAUUGUAUAAAGUUGUUGAUAAAGAAGAAUGAUUAAGAUGGAAAAAGAAAGAGGUAUUAAAUCAAUGAAAGAGUUGUUUUUUUAACAUUUCCUGACUGGAAAGAAACAGGAUUAAAGAGAAAAGCAACGGUAAGAUGAUGGCAGACCUGUAGGAUAUUAAUGACUUUAGACUACUAAGAAGUAUGUAGAAGAAAAGAAUGCCUGAGCACUGGAAAAGGGAUCCAGUCUUACCAAUUUAUAAAGAAGUUAUAAAGCACUGUAGAAACGGUAAAGGGCUUAUAUUACUUAGGCACCAUUUGAAACUGCAUGAAAUAAUUCAUAGAGGUGGAUGGCAGUUUCUCUGCAUUCCAAAAAUAUUAUCAAAUUACUUUCUGAAAUAAUGGACCUGCUUGAAAUUGAGAUUCUCUGUUUGACCAAGAGCCUACUUACUCUAAUGCAGAUUCAACAUUAUAGAAUACAAUUAUUUAAAGUAGUGUUAGAGAAAAAUAGCUGCAAGAGAAGGAAGCAAUGAUACAAACAGAUGUAACUAAGUACCUGGUUUUUAUUGUAUAUUAUAAUUAUUAUAAACAAGUAAAUGUAUAAAAAUUUAAGCUGAAUUUUGAUUUACAAAAGGAAGACGUUCUUAUGUUUUCAUUUCAGCUUAAGAAAGUAAGAAAACUUUACAUACAGUAUUUUAAAACCUGAAUUUUACAUUGAUUCAGGACUCGAUUUUUUAAAGAUAUUUUUCACAUUUAAAUACUGCCCAUAAACUGUUUUACAAUAGAAAUACACUGGUGGCAGAUGUUUCUCAGGGUCCCUUUUAUAAAGCAAAAUAAUAGCAUUAAGUUAUAUUAUAACAAAUAUGUUGUGUAUAGAUUUAUUACAACUAGAUAUUUUAUAUUGGUUUUUGUGUAAGUAGUAUUAAUUCUUGAGGGACGCAGUCACAGUUUUCUCUCAUACAUAUUGAGAUUGCUAUGAUCUACAGUAAUACAGAGGAUACAUCUUUUUGUUACAAUUUCUAUUAUGAUAGCACAUUUUAUAUUUUUCAUAUUCUCAGACUGCAUUACUCUGUAUACAAGUCAGUUCAUAAUGAAAUCUGUGAUUGUAUCCCUCAAGUUUCAGAAAGUUGACUUGGUAACUUGCAGAAUUAAUUAGUAAAAACCAUUACUUCUCUUUGUUAUUCAUAAUAUGAGUACUUAGAUUCUGGAAGUAAUGACAAGGCUUCAAUGUUCAUUUUCAUGUCAGUGUAUAUAAAGCAGGAAUUGUGAAUUUAUCAUUUAAAUUUCCAAUAUUGCUUCUUUCUUAUAUUAUUAUUGUGCAUCAUUGGAUAUUUGAUGUGUAAUGAUGUGAAUUGCUUGGUCAGUUGGAUGAAGCUCUAAGACAUGAAUAAGCUGAAUAGUUCGAGUACACUAUCCAUUGCCAUCCUUCCAGUUUAUUUCUUCCAUUAUCAUAGCCAUAGUGCCUGUGUGCAGUGUAUGGAGUACUGAUACUAUGUACCAUAGUUCCUCUUCAUUAAAGAUGUAAGUAUGUUUUAAUUUUCUUGCUCUAUAGAGAUAUGGAGAAAUAUAUUGAAAAGUGAACUUUUAAUAUACAAAGUAAUAAUGUUAUAUAUAUUAGUUGGAACCUAAACUAAUUUUGCUACACAGUGAAAUUAUUUCUCUGACUUUAGGAGAUCAUAUCAGGAAAAAGAUAAUGAUGUUAUUUCUCAUAACAUAUAACCUGCUUUAAAUGUUUAUAUUAUAUUAAGGAACUUAAAUUUUGCCUCCUGUAUGUACAGGCCUACAAUAAAUUUGAACUGAAACAUUCAUUAUCAUGAUGUAUUUCCAGAACAGAUUUAUGUAGGAAGUCAAAUAAUGAUAAUAUUUUUUAUAAGGGUGUACUGUAAAUAACAUUUGGAGUCCAAACAUUCUUUACAGUUUGUCACAAUUUUCUAUGACAAAGAUACAUGGUUGCAGAGUUUGUCUUGUUCAACAUACUUGAGAUGCAAAACAAACAGAACUAUUUUGUAUUAUUUUAGUAUCUGCUGGAAUAAAAUAAAAGUGUUCAGCGUGAUCUCCAUCAGCCAUGAUGCAGUUCUCUGCAUGUGGCCUCAUGCCCAUACUGUUGCAAUAUCCCUGGUAUCCUGUGUACAAUUUGUGUUGCAUCUUGCACUUCUUGCCAUAGGGCAUCCUGGGACUCCAGCUCCUGUGGCUGAGGUAAGGUGAGCGUGUAAGCCAUGUCAUUGGUCCUUCACAUUCACUUCACUUCUGUAAGAACUGAUAUUUUAUCCUUCCACAUACCUGGCAUGCACAAAGGUUCCAUCAUGUGUAGAGCACAUACUGACAUGCAUGGCUAAUGAAUUGUCAUCUCUCUGUUAUGGCAGUAAAAAAUUAUCCACACUCUUGUUUUUCCAAUUUAUAUACACAAAAGUAGGGGUUGAACAAGUAUGUCGUUUUUCUACAUGGUCUCCUUCCU